This is a messenger RNA of Lasiosphaeria miniovina, 1551 nucleotides long. RefSeq lists its product as uncharacterized. Lineage: Eukaryota; Fungi; Ascomycota; Sordariomycetes; Sordariales; Lasiosphaeriaceae. The transcript has 2 exons. The record is from RefSeq and is a predicted model, not a curated record. The coding region runs from base 181 to 1368 and encodes 395 amino acids.
GCGGGCCAUUCAAUCCACACCUGCCCGGAAUGGUGGCGAAGCCACUCCCCCCCUGCCUGGAAAAAGACGUCUGAGUUUACUGAGAUAACGUGAACUCAGCCUUGGUCUGUCAACUCACGCUCUAUAUUUCUUCCCGUGCUAGUGAAGCCGUCGUCUCCUACAUUCGUCAUCCCAGCUUGCAUGAGGAGGUACGCUUUUCCGAUGGUGCAAACCUUUCAACUUGUGGCCCCUCGAGCCAAGAAAAUGUCGGCUGAUAGAGCCAAUCUUGGUGAGAUGCUUUUUAAUGGGUCAGCCAGAGGGCUCGUGCGCCUCCUCGCCGUCCCUGUCCGGCCGCAGAAUCCCCCGGAGACAGCUUCCUCUACGCUGGCACAGGCCCAAAAUAGUCGCCUUACUGCUACUGCUGCCCAAAUGGCCUCCCACGGCGCGGCUAAGGACAUGGGUGGCACCGACGGCCACUUCGUCAUCGAUCGCCCCGUCUCCUUUUCUACGCUUCCUCCCGAAGUGUGUCGACUCAUCUUUGCUUGUAUCCAACGCAUCGACGACGUGAUUUGCCUCGGUCUCGCGAAUCGGUACUUCUGGUCCAUGGGUCGAGAACGCAUGCACGACUAUUAUAUGUCGUUCCUUGGAGAGUUGGCCAAUGAGAAUAUUGUCUGCGUGGGAGAAGACGUCAAGCCGGGCGACUACCCUCCCGGCCUGUUCUCGGCCCAAGAGCUAGACGUAUUGGGUCAAAGGGAGGGCGGCAUACCGGAUGACUGGGACUCUGACUGGGAUGAUGAGGCAUAUUUGAAAGUGCCCUUCACGCUUUACCACUUCACUUUCCUAAGCAUUUCCACCAUGGUAGAAGACGUUUGUCUGUUCAACAAGUCGCUAGCUUUGCUUGGCCACUUCUCCCUCUUGGGCAUCUCCAAGGAUCCCGCUUUCAAUUGCACAUGCCUGGAGAUGCGCGUCGAAGAGGCAACCUACUUCCCCCAGGACCAGCAGUGGAUUCUUCGAAACUUGACGACGAAGCAGCUCGUCCGCUCGGAAGCCAUCGUCCUGAAGCCAGAAUUCAUUCACGGCCCCAAUAUCAGCGUCUUGGGCUUUGGUGAAGUCGUCAUGUCGCGCAUCCGCUGGUCGACAUCCUCAUAUACUAAUAUGAGCGCUACGGUUGAUGUCUCGAGGGGCGUAUGGGCAGGGCACCGCUUCGACAUCACAACGCUCGCGAGACACCAAGACGAGAUCAACGAGGUGGGAUGGAGCGAUGUAAGCGACGAGGUGGCGAGAGAGAUUGCGGUCAUCUGGGAGAGCGAAUACGGUGCCGACUGGCGUGAGACCGUUUGUGAGGACUGGUAUACAAAGUUCGGACGGUCUCUUCGCCCGGUAUCUUGAUUAUUCUGGUCUACUAGUGUUGGAUUCACCAGGGUACCGGUACUGGACUCAACAGGGCGUAGCUACACGCCGAAAACUGGUGGUUCAAGUGAUGGAUUGUAGAUGUCUGUUCUUCUCUCUAGCUUUCUGGCAGUGCCAGAAAGCCCGUUCUUAUACUACUAUUGUGGUGGCGAAGUUGGUGGC